This is a messenger RNA of Drosophila obscura, 4046 nucleotides long. RefSeq names its product cyclic AMP response element-binding protein A (gene CrebA). The record is from RefSeq and is a predicted model, not a curated record. Gene Ontology annotation, molecular function: cAMP response element binding; DNA-binding transcription factor activity, RNA polymerase II-specific. NCBI's taxonomy places the organism in Eukaryota, Metazoa, Arthropoda, Insecta, Diptera, Drosophilidae. Gene Ontology annotation, biological process: regulation of transcription by RNA polymerase II. The transcript has 6 exons. The coding region runs from base 957 to 2528 and encodes 523 amino acids.
AAAUUUUAGCCGCGAACAAUGAAACAACAGAAAUAGUGUCGAAUUUUGCUACGAAAUCUAGUUCCGUGGAUUCCACAAAGCUAUCCAUAUUUUUGACAAAAAAAACCAAAUGAUAUAUAAUUUAUCAAAAUAAAAUAUAGUUUCGUGUUUGGAUGCGGUCGCACUACCGGUACUCAAAUUAUUAAUAAUAUUAACCACCCGUAUUAAAUGCCAUUAUUCAUGGGCCCGGCAAAUCCACUGUACCAUAAACACAGAGCAUUCGAAAAAAAUUAGUUUAACUCAAUUUAAAUCGCAAUCCAAAACAAGACACGGAAAAAAAGAAAUCGAAUAAAUUAAAUCAAAUCGAAAAUAAUAAUUUUCAUAAAAAACGAGUGUUUUCGAAACGGAAAAAAGUUAAUAAUCCAAUCAAUGUUUAAGAAAAAUAUACUAAGAGGCGAAAAAAGCAUGCAACAAGUUGAAUUCGGCCGCAAGUUGUAAACCAAGUUAGAUCCGCACACAGAUACACACUAAUGCAUACGUGAACGAAUGCCCGGCCCGGAACACACUGACACACACAGUCACAGAGAGAAUCACACAGCACACACACUCUUACAAACGAACACACACACACACUCAGCCCAUAACAAUGUCAAGUGAAAACAUUCUCUGGACGCAACAGGUUUCCCCUUAAUAAGUCAUCGCGCAGAACUGUUCGCUCGAAAGAGAAAAGGAGAAGAGAAAAGAAAAGAAAAGAAAAGAAAAAGAGGAGCGCUAAGAGAAAAUAUAAAAAAAUAAAUAAAAACGAAUUCAGGCAAAGAAAAUUAUAAAAUUCUAUGAGAGUAAUAUAAUAAUAAGCAUUAAGCAGAGGUUCUUAAGUGGGUUAGCAUACGACAGAAGUGGAAUCAAAUCAUCCCGAAAACCCAAACGGCAGAUCAACAGUUCUUAGAUCGCUUACAAAAAAUUAACCUUAAAGAACCAUGGAAUUCUACGAUGGCGACCUCAAAGAUAUAUGGGACUCCGACUUAGAUCCGGAAUCCUUGAAAAUUGGCAGCGAUCACGAUAUGCACGACUGGCUGUUCGAUCGUGAUGUCAAAGAUCCCACCGUUAUACUCAAUGACAAGCUCAUCUCGGAUGCGCUGCUCAAUGGUACGCUGCCUAUCAAAACCGAGCAUUCCUAUAGCCUUAAUAGCGAUGUUGAUUCCCUGCCAGAUUCCCCAAAAAGUCGGCAGGCCAAAAUCGAGGACAUGGAUGACGAAUGUUUCCCCGCCAUUUCACUGAAGUCGGCCACCUGUGUUGCGGCCACCAUCGAUCCCAAAUGCCUGACCCUUCAUCCGCAGUCGCACACACCCGCCACACACAGCAGCCGCGUAAGCUGCAGUCCCGCCCUGAGUACAGAGCUGAGCACAGCAGCGACUUUGACACGGGCCGGCCUCCAGACGCACGAACAUCACUUGCAGACCGGGAGUAACAGUAACAGCUCCAGCCACGUGGUCGCCACUAUGGAACACUAUCAACUACCUCACUUUUACGACAAUGACUGCAGCUCGUCGUUGUCGUCGAUUCGGGAUGGCAGCAUAUCCCCGGACAUAUGCUCGGACAUUGAGAUCGACGAGUCGGCAAUCAAGGAUGAGCCCAUGUCGCCCGACUCCAGCUGCCCCGCCAGUCCCAACUCGCAGGCGAGCAGCUCCCAGCAUCACCAGCUGAGCCUCAAUCUGGCCCAUUUACAGACGGAAAUGCUCUUUGAGCAGAAGCACGGCAGCCUCUUGCUGACCAGCAGCAGCAACAAUCACCUCAUUAAGUCCCAGCAGAGACAGCACCAGCACACGCUUCUUGGAAAGGGCGAUUUGAUAAUGGGCCAAAUGGAGAUCAAGAGUGAGAAACAAAACACCAGCAACAGCAGCACCACGAGCAGCAGCAGCUCGGGCAAGUCACAUGCCUACGGCAUUCCCCUGACGCCGCCAUCAUCACUGCCCAGCGACGAUUCCGAAGGUAACUUGACACCGGAACAUUUGUUUUCGCCACUGUCGCCCAACGCUUCCGUUUCUAUAUCCGUGGCCAAUGCAGCCAAUGGCGAGUCAUCGACCAUGGUGCGACGAAAUGUUACCGGCAUCACGCGCUCUGCCAACUGCGGCGGUUCCGGCUCCAGCUCCAGCAACAGCACCACCACAACAAGGCAGCCCAUACAUACGCCGCUAAUAAGCUCCCAGCCGAAGGGCUCUACAGGCACGCUGCUACUGACAGAGGAGGAGAAACGCACCUUGCUGGCCGAAGGGUAUCCCAUACCGCAGAAGCUCCCUCUAACAAAAGCCGAAGAAAAAUCGCUCAAGAAGAUCCGACGAAAAAUUAAAAAUAAAAUCUCUGCUCAGGAAAGUCGUCGCAAAAAGAAGGAGUAUAUGGACCAGCUGGAGAGGCGCGUGGAAAUUCUUGUCACUGAAAAUCACGACUACAAGAAGCGCCUCGAGACGCUGGAGGAGACCAAUGCCAACCUACUUAGUCAGCUGCACAAAUUGCAGGCCCUAGUUAGCAAGCACAAUGUGAAAAAGUCCUAAGCCAGGCACCCAGGACGUGUGCCGGUUCCGUUUCUUGUUUGCCCGCCUUCCCUAAAUACCUAUACCUAUAACUACAUAUAAAUGUAUAUAUAGAUAUCUAUACAUAUUUUUAUUUUUUGUUCCGUCUAUUAUUUGAGUUUUGUGUGAGAGUUUUGAUGAAUUUAUGUAGGAAUUUUUGUCCGGCUUAUUGAUAACACAAAGCGGAAUAAAUAUCCUCUUCCUUCCUACUCUUAUUGCUACUCUGACACCCAUACAUAUUUUAAAAAAUUUUGCACCCAGAUGCCUAUAAUUAAAACCAUACAAUUUGAAUGUAUGGAUGUAUGCCCUAGCUACUUUUAGAACGUUUCUUAUACAUAGAUAUGUAUAUUAGUCAUGCAUUCCUGUUAUAUAAACUUUAUAGGCACAUACCAACUCCAACUACAACCACAACAGAAAGAUCGACAAGCUCAAACAGCAGAAGCCAAUUCAAAAAAGCAUCAUAAAAGAAGCUAUGUAACUAACAAUAUUUUACUCGUAAAUAAACGAAAUCAACAGACCAAAAAACAAAAAUGCAAAGAAGAAAAGCUAAGAAAAUCGGAUAUGGCAUGCUUAGGUGUUGGCUCUGUUCGAUCUGAUCUGAUAUAAUAUAACUUUAUCUACAUAAGAGCAGCGAUAUACAUAUGCAUACAUUAUGUUUUAGUAAUGAUUGAAUGAAUGAACGAAAGACUCUCGGAGUCGCAUCUCUGCACUGUCUUUGGCAUGACCCUUGUUCCUUUAAAUGUCAUUUCUCAAGAAAACAAAUGAUAAGAAAGUAUAUAUACCUAAACAAUUCCAUAAUGGAGCUAGAUAGAAUGAUUUCACAACGAACUACAUUUAUCGAUAUGCAGAACUUUAGUGGUUUUUUUUCAUAUUUUUACCGCCAGCAACCGCAAAGAAGCGCACCAAAAUGUUGAAAGAAUCUUGAAUUGGUACUCUGUCACGUUGUCUGGCCAAGUAACAAAAUUUCCGAGCCAAUUAUGAAAAAAGAAUUUUUGUUUGUUAAGUUUAAUAUUAUAAGACCUCAAAGUCCGAGGGCAGCCCAAUGUAAUCGAUUCACAAAAAGUUUUUAUUUUUAAACGAAUACAUUUGAAUUUGACUUUUUAGUGCAAUUUUUUGGCAUAAAUAGUAAUGCAGAUGAAAAAAAAAUGAGUCAUUCUAGUUUAAAUUAGUUGAAUUUAUCUAAAAAAUACUUAAGCAAAGUUUUAAGCGUAAACCGAUGAUUUCUUAUUAAAUCGAUAAUACGAGUACUAUAUAUCCAAAAUAUUUUAGAUCUUUUAAUGUAUGUUUUUUUAUUUGUGUGUAAACCAAGCGGAGUUGUGCAAUUGUUAGUAAAAUUAAACAACAAAGAAAAACCUUAUAGAAAAAUAUGAAGACACUGUCAAAAUUGACAAAUGAAAAGCUUGUGCAAUGAAAAACUUUACCUUAAAAUUCGUUAAAAAAAAAAAUAAUAAUAAAAUAUGAUAGCAAUCCAUUUGGAAAAAUAAAAGCGUUUUGGGGAUG